GCUGGGAGAUGCAGUCCUGCCGGGGCGGCGGCCGGCCGGCCCUGAGAGGAGGGGACGACCGAGACCGGGACGGAGCUGUGACACCGCAGCUCCCGCGGAGGUUCGCGGCGCGGGAUGAGCUCUGCCGCGGCCAAGACGAUACUUUACAGCUAUUUCCGAAGUUCCUGCUCUUGGAGAGUGAGAAUCGCAUUGGCUCUCAAAGGGAUUUCCUAUGACGUGGUGCCAGUGAACCUCCUGAAGGAUGGCGGGCAGCAGUUUUCUGCUGAAUUCAAGGCAAUGAAUCCAAUGCAGCAAGUCCCAGCCUUGAAAAUUGAUGGCAUCACCCUUUCUCAGUCGCUAGCCAUAAUUCAUUACCUAGAAGACACCCGUCCUAACCCCAGGCUCCUGCCCCAAGAUCCAAAGAAGAGAGCCCAAGUCAGAAUGAUCGCUGAUCUCAUUGUCUCUGGCAUUCAGCCACUCCAGAACCUGAGUGUCCUGAAACAAAUGGGGGAGAAAAAAACAGAAUGGGCUCAGAACUGCAUCUCAUCUGGCUUUCAAGUGAGUUUCCAAUGCCUGACUCCAGCGUACUACCUCUCUUGGCAGCACUGGAGCAGACUCUGCAGCACACUGCUGGACGCUACUGCGUGGGGGAUGAAGUUUCCAUGGCUGAUCUCUGCUUGGUGCCUCAAGUUUUCAAUGCUGAAAGAUUCAAAGUGGAUAUGGGUCCAUAUCCCACGAUAACCAGAAUAAACAAAGCUCUUCUGGAGUUAGAAGCAUUCAAACUAAGCCACCCAUCCCGGCAGCCAGAUACUCCUGCAGAGCUGCGAGCUUGAAGCCCUUCUACUCAUUAAAUCAAGUAAGUUGGAGUGUCAAAGAGGACAACAGCUGCAUCUUGAGCAGGACUUCAGUGCCAGCAGGAAGCCCUGGUACUAUUGUCUCAUUUUCAAUUGGAUGGAAAGAAGGACGGAGGACCUGGAAGUAGCCUGGAUGACUUACAGGAGCUAUACCUGUGCUAGAAAGCUUGCAGCUACUUCUGGCUAUGUUGGGUUUUCUUCCUAUCCGAUGUAUCUCCAUGAAGCAGAUUAAAGCAGAAGCAUCCAUAAGUA
Molecule: messenger RNA, 1085 nt
Organism: Chroicocephalus ridibundus (black-headed gull)
Lineage: Eukaryota; Metazoa; Chordata; Aves; Charadriiformes; Laridae
Gene: GSTZ1
Product: glutathione S-transferase zeta 1
Exons: 9
Coding region: 115-720 (201 amino acids)
Biological process (GO): L-phenylalanine catabolic process; glutathione metabolic process
Cellular component (GO): cytoplasm; mitochondrion
Molecular function (GO): glutathione transferase activity; maleylacetoacetate isomerase activity
Source: RefSeq, a predicted model, not a curated record